Calliphora vicina (urban bluebottle blowfly) is the source of this 892-nucleotide messenger RNA. RefSeq lists its product as uncharacterized. The record is from RefSeq and is a predicted model, not a curated record. Lineage: Eukaryota; Metazoa; Arthropoda; Insecta; Diptera; Calliphoridae. Bases 31 to 759 code for a protein of 242 amino acids. The transcript is spliced from 2 exons.
AUUGAACAGCACACACUCAGUACGUUCAAGAUGAUUUUCGUGCGGAAAUUCAAAGUGGCCAAUACGAUACACAUUUCAUUGGUGGUGACAAUCAUCUGCAGUAAUCUCGGUUUAAGUUGUAAUGCCACCGCCAUCGCCUCUUCCAUGCGCUCUAAUCAAGUGGAAUUAAAGACAACACCAAAAUUUUUCAAAGAAAAUUGUACAUGUUCAACACAGUGGCAGUGUGAAUGUUGUGCCAAAGUCAAUAAUGACCUACUUAAUGUACAUCAAACACUGUGUGCCGACUGGACAGUAUUUUCGAAUUCAUGGGAUAUACAGGCCAAUGUACGUUUAAAUGAAAAUGUUUUAUACACAAAUACAUUUUCCGCCUGGAAUAUACCACCAUUUUGUGUCCCCAUAUGGCCAGCAAUCGCAUUGACCGGAUGUAUACAAAUGCAUAGCAUCACACAACAUGAAUUCAAUACGUUGCAUGGCUGUGCAAAUUUGACCAUCAAUUUUAUAGCCUUUAAUUUAGUCAACAUGCAAAUGGGUUGCAUGGAUGUCGGUGCAGGAGGCAUUCAAUUUGUUGAGCCAGACCAUCAAGUUGUUAGUACGACCUCAACUGAAAAGCCUCCAGAAAUAGAAUUGGAAACAAGUGAUUUCAUAAAAAUUGCCACGCCCACCAUGAGUAAUAUUGAGCUAAAUGAAAAGGUUACUACUGAAGGAAUAUCAACGAUGCGCCAAGAUUCGUUGAGUUAUUUGAGAAGUAAAAACUUUUAAAUAAAAUUUAAUAAAUAAAUAAUUCAAUAAUAUUAAUAAAAUUACUUUGAUUUCAUCAUGUUGGUUAAUCCGGAAUGUAGGUCCUUAGAGUUGCAUUUUGGCAGCAUAAAUAUACUUAUUGCUUAUUAAGAUA